CGAAGAAGAUGAUGAACAACUGCUGCGCAUGGCAAUGGCGUGUUAGUGGCAAAAGAUUUUUUUUUUCUUUCUUUUUCUCCCCAGCUUUUUUGAAAUCUUCCCUGCCAAAACUUUACCCAAAGUUGCAUACCCAACAGUUUCUCCCUCAAGCAGAGUACAAUACCAACCCCCCAUACAUGAAGAGAGGCAUGGUACUACUAAAGCUGCUGCUGCAUCUAUAGCCUACCCAGAGACUCGGACUUUCAGAUAUGGAGGAAAACUAGUACAGACACAAAUCUCAGAGAGCUUGUCCUUAAAGGGUAUCUUCUUUUGGUGUUGAAUAACAAAGUCAGAAUGUUUUUUCC
Linum tenue is the source of this 344-nucleotide messenger RNA. NCBI's taxonomy places the organism in Eukaryota, Viridiplantae, Streptophyta, Magnoliopsida, Malpighiales, Linaceae. The record is from the annotation of a GenBank genome assembly.